Molecule: messenger RNA, 3163 nt
Organism: Rotaria sp. Silwood2
Lineage: Eukaryota; Metazoa; Rotifera; Eurotatoria; Philodinida; Philodinidae
Source: the annotation of a GenBank genome assembly
AUGGAAAAAAUCACAGCAAGCUGUGAAAAAAGUGGUUGCCUUAGUCUUGAUGCUGUUUGUAAUAGUCAUACCGACUGUUGUGGUCAUGAUGAUCCUGAAAGCGGUCAUUGUGUUCUUUGCACUGGUAUUCUUCGGGGACUUUUUGGUGUUGGCAAUCGUACGUGUGGUUGUAGUAAAUAUUCUGUUGCUGGCACUCGUGACACCGGUACUCUGACUAAUAUUUGCGAUGGUAAAGAUCGGUCCGGUAGUCGUGUUUGUCGUACACGUGUUGCUCCUCCUGGUCAUGUAUAUUAUCGUGGCGAUGAUUACUAUUAUGGUCGUGGGAAAAAAGCUUGGUAUGUUGUUGUAAUAUAUGCAUUGUCUAUUCUAACUUAUCAUACUCCUUUUUUUAAUAGAAUGUGACGCGAACUCAUCUAUCUGCUGACAGUUGAAUGGAGUCGUCAAUCAUCAUCCGACACGAUGGGCAUUAUUAAUUAGUUAGCACUCACUCAUCUUUUCAAUGAUUGUUCCUUUUCUUUUGGGUAUGGAUGUGGGUGGGGGUGUGGGUGUGGGUGUUAGUAAACGGGAAAAGCCAAUCUACAUCCACACGCCUACACCCACACCCACACCCACCCUCCAUUCGAAAAAUAUACAAAACCACAAGCAUGCUCGACUGACACGCCUAAAUUCACCAUAUUCAGAAUAUUCAACUUCAACUACCACGGCGUUUCAAUUCAAUUACACUAAACUUGCGAAAAUAACGUCCAUAACAGUAUAGAAUCAACUUUGUUUCGAAAAAAUUCUUUGAAAUUUUAUUCGAUACCAGUGUCAUUUGAGAAGUCUCGUUGCUGAGAUACAAUAUCGAUAUCACAAGAGCUUAACACACCCACCGCACCCACACCCAACCAGAACAAUCAUAAGCGAUCCAACACAUGCACAGCACCAAUAUUGUACUGCACUCAUUGAACAUUCGAAAUACCUACGGUAUCGUGUUAACUAUUACACACUGACAUCCACACCCACCGUCAUGGUCCGGAGUAGAAUUAUUUAUUUUUUCAGUUGCAACAUUUACAAAAUGAAAAAAAUGCAUAACUUUUGUCGUGCUCUUUCGAUUACCAUAAGAUAAAACAGAACAAAAAAUUUCUUUUUCGGAAGUAUACUAUGUAAUGAUAGCUAUUUUAUGAGAUUGUGAGAUGCAUGGUGUGAACAUUUUGCAGCAUUUUACUUCUUUAUUAACUUGGAAAACGAUUAACUCAAUAAAUUCAGCUAUAUUUUCAGUAUUUUCAUAUAAAGUAUUUAUUAGGAAUGUUAAAGCAAGUAUAAAUGAUGAUUACAUGUAAAAAAAAAUAAGACUCAUAAAAAGUAAAAAACAUGAAUAUUUAUUCCAGAAAAAUAGAAAGAGAAAAAGCCUAACUAAGCAAUUAAGAAUGAAGAGACUAACUCUACUAAUGAAACCUUCACCAUGGAUUAGUAAUUUUAUGCAAAUUUGUUAUGCUGGAUUAAAACAUCGUCUUCUAAGUAUUUAAUAGUAUAUGACAGUCAUCUAAACUUAAUUAGGGUUUGUGUUCGAUAAGAUUUUCAAAUGCUAAAAAGCUCUUUGAUAAGUACAAAUGACACAAAGCCUCUUCAAGAUUAGUUUACAUUCAUAUAACAUCAAAAGUUUACCAAGAAAAGGAGUUCGGCAAAAAUAUAUGAAGAAGUAAAACGAGAGCAUGUAAUGUUCGAAGUCACUUCAUGAACGUUGAGUACAAUUUUUGAGAUGUUAAUUUUGAAAAACGUGUUCCCGUUCGUUUUGAACUCAACGAUCGUUGUUUAACACAACGCCAAAUUAUUGAUCGCAUAUCGUAUGAAUUGCCACGACAAACUACGUGUUCACAUUUAAUACACAUUUUGAAGUAAACAAUUGCAAGCAUUAUGUGGGUGAAAUCCCCAAGAAACUAAAUGUUCUUAACAAGUAACCGGUUCAAUCCAUACCCAACACUUCAAACAAAACUAAAUUUUGCGAUUUAAUUACCAGUCACAUGAUAAACGAAUACCAGCAACAAUCUUUUCUGGCAUGUAUACUGUUAACUGUGAAGCAAAACUGAUGUCGUUAUUAUGAGGAGACGAAUCCUCAAGAAAAUGAAUCAACUUAAUAAUAACUCUGUUCAAGUAUAUGAUUCAUUUUCAACCAAUGGUUGUUUGUUACUGAAGCAGAACAGCUCAUAUACAAAGUGAACAUUUUUGAUAAAACAUCUGUUCAAAAAGAACUUCUUGAGAAUAAAGCUCAGAGCAUCGUUUACUCAUUGAAUAAUGAAUACGUCAGAAGUGACUAGUCUUAAUUAGAGCUUUCUUCAACCAAAUAACUCAUCAAGAAUGCAAUGCAAAACUUUAUGAUGUAGUUCUAGAUCACACAGUCGAUGAAUCAUUCCAAACAUAGCUUUGUUCAAUAAUAUCGAAGAUUCUGAAGAAAAAGUAUGCCCUGACUAAUACUAUCGCAUAUCACUUUAGCAACGAACUACACGAAUUAGUAGAUUUCUAUGCGUAUAUAUAGUUCUCAUUCCAUCACAAAUAUAAUAAAACAUUCUACGCUGAAAGUUUACACAAAACAGACACAUAGCUACUACAAUACAUCUAUUCAUUUUCUGGCAUGUCAAAGCUAAAACUACCUACAAACAUAGCGUUAAAAUAUCACAUUAUGAGUGAAUCAUUCAAACCAUCUCCUUAUUCAACGAUUACACUCCCUGGAAAUAGAUGGAAGUAGUGCAAAACACUGAACAAUUCCAGGCAGAUGAAUUAUUCUAAACAAGGUCGUAUUCAAUUAUUUUACUCUUCACGAGCCGAUCGCAGUGAGAAACAAGACUGAGUAAUGCAUGUCAGGUGACAUGUUCCAAACAAGCUCGUAUGCAAUUAUCUUACUCUUAACGAAUCGAUGAAAGCAGAAUAGAAGAUUGAAAAAUGCACGACAGAUGAAUUAGCCUAACUAAGGUCGUAUUCAAUUAUCUUAUUUCCAAGCAGUAGAUGAAACUAGAAAAGAGGACUGAAUAAUGCAUGGCAGAUGAAUUACCAUGAGCAGCAUCGUAUUCGAUUAUCUUACUCUCAACGAAUCGAUGAAAGUAGAAUAGAACAUUGAAUAAUGCAUGACGGGGUGUGGGUGUGGGUGUGGGUGUGGGUGUGGGUGUGGGUGUGGGUGUGGGUGUGGGGU